Messenger RNA from Drosophila albomicans, 1072 nucleotides. Its product is annotated as sentrin-specific protease 8-like. Gene Ontology annotation, molecular function: deNEDDylase activity; cysteine-type peptidase activity. The transcript has 3 exons. Gene Ontology annotation, biological process: proteolysis. Lineage: Eukaryota; Metazoa; Arthropoda; Insecta; Diptera; Drosophilidae. The record is from RefSeq and is a predicted model, not a curated record. Bases 161 to 934 code for a protein of 257 amino acids.
AUAUUAGUUUAACAUAACAACGUUGACUUUGAAUGUCGAAGCCUCGAAGCGUUGCGCUCACUCUGACUGCUCUUUAAAUAUUUCCGGAAUUUAUUAUUUCAACAAUAUUGAAAUACAGCUCAAACAUAUAAUAUUUCAUACAUGCAAUACUAUAUGUAAAAUGUUGCCGACUGACAGAAACACAUUAAGGCAAAAACUUGCGCGACAAGCUCAGAACCCAAAUACGAACGCGAGUCAGACAGGACGACGAGCUGUCCUCAAGCUCAAGAGUGGACGCAACAGCAACCACAAUAAGGUGAGCAAAGCAGAUCCCAUUUCGCUGAGUUUCCACGACUCCUGCCUACGCAUGUCCGAUGUUCAACUGCUUCACGGACCUCGCUGGCUCAACGAUCAGAUUUUCGGCUUCUAUUAUGAAUACCUGUCGCAUGUUAAGUACAAGAACAACAACGACAUGCACUUCGUAACGCCUGAGGUCACUCAGUGCAUGAAGUAUAUGGAUGAGACCGAGAUAAAUAUGAUAUUUGAGGAUAAUAAAGCGCCUCAAAAAUCAUUCGUGUUCUUUGCGUUGAACGACAACGAGAAGAGCAAGUCUGGAGGUGCCUAUUGGUCAUUGCUUGUGCUCUCGAGGCCGGAGAAGACGUUCUUUCACUUUGAUUCGUAUGGCAACAAUAACACUGGACCAUCUAAGGAGAUAAUGAAUCAAGUUAAGGAGAUGUUCGGCUUUCGUCAGGCCAAGUUUCGGCCAAUGAGAUGCUUACAGCAGGUAAAUGGCUACGAUUGCGCCAUUCAUGUCAUAUGUAUGACGGAUCUUAUUGCCGACUAUGUGAAUCGCUAUGAGGUCAUUGAGGGACUUCCCCUCCUACACAUGGAUACUGUGAAAGCGAAGCGGGCGGAGCUGCUCAAGCUAAUCAUCUCGCUGGGCGGAAUGACAUAGACGCUACAUCUGCGGUGCUUUCUUUUCCUUUCUAAUUUAAUUUAAAUGUAAUUAUGACAUUAAUUGAAGAAUGUUGUAAAAAUUCUGGGAAAUGUGAAGAAAACGAGUAGUUUUAUUCCAAAUAAAUAGUUUAUCUAA